Cryptococcus wingfieldii CBS 7118 is the source of this 846-nucleotide messenger RNA. RefSeq lists its product as hypothetical. Gene Ontology annotation, cellular component: cytosol. The record is from RefSeq and is a predicted model, not a curated record. NCBI's taxonomy places the organism in Eukaryota, Fungi, Basidiomycota, Tremellomycetes, Tremellales, Cryptococcaceae. Gene Ontology annotation, biological process: ubiquitin-dependent protein catabolic process. Gene Ontology annotation, molecular function: polyubiquitin modification-dependent protein binding. The transcript is spliced from 2 exons. The coding region runs from base 1 to 846 and encodes 281 amino acids.
AUGUCGGACGCCCAGCUCACAGGAGACAGAAUCAACGAGGAGCGCGCCUUCAUCAAGCGCUACACUGAGGGUCUCGCAUCCCGUAAACUCGAGUACCCCGCGGACUAUGCUACUCCUCCCGACGAGCGUCCGAGAAAGAUACCGGCUGUCGCAGUCCCUGUCGCUGCCCCGCCUGUGAGCGAGGGCAUGGACGUUGAUUCUCCUGCACCAGACACGAGCAUCAGUUUGACCAUCAAGUCUCUCAAACCGUCUCUCACCAUCCCCGUCACCGCCCAAUUGACAGAUACUGUGGCCGACCUAAAAGCCAUCGUCGCCAGCUCCUCCUCUUCUGCACCUGCUGCCGACUCCCAACGGUUGCUGCUCAAGGGCAAAGCUUUGGCGGACAGCAAGCUCCUCAAAGAGUACACUAUCGAGUCUGGUGCGACUCUGCACCUCAUGAUCAGUAAAGCCCCCUCCACCCCUUCCCUGUCCCCCCCACUCUCCUCCUCGGAAGCUACCAUCCCCCCACCUUCCUCCACUGCCCCCAACCCCCCAUCGCUCACCAUCACCACCUCCAUCGACGACGCUUCCAAAGCAGGUACCUCCAUGCCUCUCACCGUCGCCGACCAGUCUGCGGCGCCAAUCGGUCCCCAGCCAGAAGUGUCAUCUGCCACUUUUCAUACGACAGUGUCUGAGCCCCUGUUCUGGCAGCGGGUGCAUGCGCUUUGUAUUAGCGAUUUCGAGACGGAGCAGGAGGCGAAUCUGGCGUGGGAGACAAUGUUUGUGAGCUUGAAGGGGAGGCUGAGUGCGAGCGAGGUGGCAAAGAUCAGGGAUGUGGUGGGUGUUCUGGGGAUGAAUGGGCAAUAA